AUGUUUUUGAUCAUAAGCUCAAAAAUUAGUGAGAAAUAUAAAUUUAGUAAUAUAAAUGAUAAGAUAGAUUUAACUAUAUAUUUCAUCAAAUAUCCAUUAAAAAGGUUAAGUUAAAUGGACAGACCAAUAGCCUUCCUAUUUGGCUUAAAUCUACCUAACCUAAGAAUUAGCUCACUAGGCUAGAGCCACCUCUUGCGGAUUCCCCAUUAGUUCCGAUAAGCAAAGAAUAAGUAGGAGGAAAAACCUGUUUAGCCCACCUGGAAGGGAUAGGGAAAACCUUCAGGGAAGAAACAAAACUUCCAUUUUCGGCAGGUACCACAAGCCCAAAAGCUUCUUCAAAAAGUGAAAGGGGCACUAUUUUCAGCUUCAUCGGGAUGGGUCCUACCUGCUCCAUAAGGAGUGUGUCUCGGAGUCCAUCUUCCUUCGAAGUCACCAUUUUAUUUCUUAAUAUCCUUUAGGAAUUUCUUUUAUUUCCUCUGCAAAACUGAUUCUCCAAUCUUCAAUUAUCUUUUCAGCAAUAUCUGGACUUAAAAACUAUUUGGCUAAAUAUAUAUUGCCAUUAGUUAGUGAAAUAUCAGUCGUCGGUAUAGUUUAGUGGUAGAAUCUUACGUUGUGGCCGUAAGUACCUGGGCUCGAUUCCCAGUACCGACAUCUUUUAUUUUUUGUCUCUUUUCUUUUUGCAUAG
This is a messenger RNA of Blepharisma stoltei, 685 nucleotides long. The record is from the annotation of a GenBank genome assembly. NCBI's taxonomy places the organism in Eukaryota, Ciliophora, Heterotrichea, Heterotrichida, Blepharismidae.